This is a messenger RNA of Aureococcus anophagefferens, 603 nucleotides long. RefSeq lists its product as hypothetical. Lineage: Eukaryota; Pelagophyceae; Pelagomonadales; Pelagomonadaceae. The transcript has a single exon. Gene Ontology annotation, molecular function: nucleoside diphosphate kinase activity. The record is from RefSeq and is a predicted model, not a curated record. Gene Ontology annotation, biological process: GTP biosynthetic process; UTP biosynthetic process; CTP biosynthetic process. The coding region runs from base 1 to 603 and encodes 200 amino acids.
AUGCGGAGAGCUCUUUGCCAUCUCGCGCAGCAGCGCGCGCAAAGCGCGCCGACGCGCGCCGUCACAGCGCCGACGCGACGCCUGUGCACGGCGCCGCCGCGCGCCGUCGAGCACGACGGCACGCUCGCGCAGCGCACGCUCGUGCUGCUGAAGCCCGACGCCGUCGAGCGGCGGCUCGUCGGGCGGCUGCUGCAGCGCUUCGAGGACCGGGGCCUCGCGCUCGUGGGCCUGCGCCAGCGCGUGGCGCCGCGGUCGCUCGCCGAGGCCCACUACGACGAGCAUCGCGCGAAGCCCUUCUUCGAGCGCGCGUGCGUCUUCCUCGCGUCGGGCCCCGUCGUCGCGUGCGCGCUCGAGGGCCGCGGCGCGAUCGGCGCCGCGCGCGCGCUCGUCGGCCCGACGGACCCCGUCGGCGCGCCGCCGGGCACGAUCCGCGGCGACUUCGGGAGCCACUGGCGGCGCAACCUCGUCCACGCGUCCGACUCGGAGGCGUCCGCGGCGCGCGAGCUCGCGCUCUGGUUCCCCGACGGCGGCCUCGUCCCCGCGGCGGCGGCCCUCGAGCCCUGGGUCUACGAGACGCCCGGCGCCGCCAUAACCUUCGACUAG